AUGAGUGCUGUCAUAUCAAGAACAGAAAGUCAUCUUAGUCACCUAAAGUCUCGUACUGGAGAACAUCUCCAUGCAGUUGCUUCAAACAGAUCUGCUAUCAGACUGAUUCAUCCGGAUGAAGGACUUGAUGAUGUCGAAUUAUUAAAACAAAUUGGGUAUAAGCAAGAACUUAGACGUCAUUAUAGUACGGUCCAAGUCUUCGGUAUCGCUUUUUCCAUUAUGGGUUUAUUACCUAGUAUUGCAUCCACCCUUAUAAUUG
Hemisphaericaspora subhashii is the source of this 259-nucleotide messenger RNA. RefSeq lists its product as uncharacterized. The annotation marks the transcript as partial. The record is from RefSeq and is a predicted model, not a curated record. Lineage: Eukaryota; Fungi; Ascomycota; Pichiomycetes; Serinales; Debaryomycetaceae. The transcript has a single exon.